Messenger RNA from Prionailurus viverrinus (fishing cat), 3575 nucleotides. RefSeq names its product zinc finger protein 613 (gene ZNF613). The coding region runs from base 312 to 2315 and encodes 667 amino acids. Gene Ontology annotation, biological process: negative regulation of transcription by RNA polymerase II. Lineage: Eukaryota; Metazoa; Chordata; Mammalia; Carnivora; Felidae. Gene Ontology annotation, molecular function: RNA polymerase II cis-regulatory region sequence-specific DNA binding; DNA-binding transcription repressor activity, RNA polymerase II-specific. The record is from RefSeq and is a predicted model, not a curated record. The transcript has 5 exons.
AAACGCCGCUGGCCCUCGCCGGCCGCCGUCGCUGGCGGGGAGCUGGGCACGGGCGCGGCAGGAGAGUUCGCGGAAGUGCAGUUUGUAGGAGGUCAUCGUGGGGUCUCUAGAAAAUCAGCCCACAGGUCCCAGCUCUGGGAGCAAAAUCCAUCAAGCGAAGCAAGGAGCGGGUCUCAGGACCUGCGUGCGGUCAUUUGUGGGGACACCACUGACCAGAGACCAAGAUUUCUAACCAGGAAUUUAGGGCAAUGCAAGGAGAAACUAGAGACACAGCGUCCCCGUUACUGGCUGUUUUCCAAUAACAGAAGAAAAUGAUUAAAGACCAGGAAUCGCUGACACUGGAGGAUGUGGCUGUGGACUUCACCCAGGAGGAGUGGCGGCUCCUGGCCCCCGCCCAGAAGGACCUGUACCGGGACGUGAUGCUGGAGAACUUCAGGAACCUGGUGUCAGUGGACCACGGCCCAGUUCACAGAGCCUGCCUCUUCUGUCGUUUCCCACGAACAGGGUAUGUGGCCAGCAUGCCGGCUGCACUCUCCAGACUGGAACGAGGGGGACGGUGGAUGACAGAAGAUGAAACCCGCCGUUGGAUCUGUCCAGAGAUCAAGAAAGAUGGUGGCCAUCUACAAGGGCACUUGCAAAAUCAAAGAUGUCCAAAGAGAAUGAAACAAUGCCAUGAACAUAAUGCAUUUGGAAACAUUGUUCAUCGGAGUAAAAGUAAUUUUCCUGUAAGGCAAAGUCAUGACAUCUUUGACUUACAUGGGAAAACACUGAAGUCAAAUUUAAGUUCAGUUAACUGGAACAGAAGCUAUGAAGUAAAGAACCUGACUGAGGUUAAUGGGGAUAUGAAAUCCUUUUCCCAUACAAAGCAUGACCAGUAUUGUAUUGAAAUUAAAUUUCCUGAAUGUGGAAGUUCUGCAAAUACAAAUUCCCAAUUCAUCAAGCAUCAGAGAACUCAAAAGACAGAGAAACCCCAUGUAUGCAGUGAGUGUGGAAAAGGCUUCUUCAAGAAGUCUCGGCUCACGGAUCAUCAGAGAGUGCACACAGGAGAGAAGCCUCAUGGAUGCAGCAUAUGCGGCAAAGCCUUUUCCAGAAAGUCCAGGCUCACCGAACACCAGAAAACUCACAUAGGAGAGAGGCGGUACGCAUGCACUGAAUGUGACAGAUCAUUCCCCAAGAAAUCACGGCUCCUUGUGCAUCAGAAAACUCACACAGGAGAGAAACCCUAUGUAUGCAGUGAGUGCGGAAAAGGCUUCUUCAAGAAGUCUCGGCUCAUUAACCAUCAGAGAGUUCACACGGGAGAGAAGCCCCAUGGAUGCAGUCUGUGUGACAAGGCAUUUUCCAGAAAGUCCAGGCUCAUUGAACACCAGAGAACUCACACAGGAGAAAAACCUUACGAAUGCACCCAAUGUGACAAAACGUUCCGCUGGAAGUCGCAGCUCAACGCCCAUCAGAAGACUCAUACAGGAGAGAAACCGUAUGUAUGCAGUGAUUGUGGGAAAGGCUUCAUUCAGAAAGGCAAUCUCAUUGUACACCAGCGGACGCACACUGGGGAGAAACCUUACGUCUGCAGUGACUGUGGAAAAGGCUUCAUUCAGAAGGGCAAUCUCCUUAAACAUCAACGCAUUCACACUGGAGAGAAACCCUAUGUAUGCACCGAAUGUGGGAAAGGCUUUAGCCAGAAGACCUGCCUCAUAUCCCAUCAGCGGUUUCACACUGGAAAGACGCCCUUUGUGUGUAGUGAGUGUGGAAAAUCCUGUUCCCACAAGUCCGGUCUCAUUAACCACAGGAGGAUUCACACAGGAGAGAAACCCUAUACCUGCGGUGACUGCGGGAAGGCCUUUAGAGAUAAGUCGUGCCUUAACAGACACCGGAGGACUCAUACAGGAGAGAGGCCCUACAGGUGCACUGACUGUGGGAAGGCUUUCUCCCACCUGUCUUGCCUCGUUUACCAUAAGGGAAUGUUGCACGCAAGAGAGAAAGGUGUACGUCCAGUCUCGGUGGGGAAUCCUUUCUCAGAGAGCCACAGCCCGUCACGUUCAAGUGAUAGCACGCAGGAGAAAGACCCUGUUAAUAAGGUGUCCAGGCCAAUGCCUUCUGUAGCGGCUCAGACUUCGUUACGCCUCUGUGGGCUCCUAGCAAAUAGGAACACAGCCACGGUGGGACAGCCAGGUGCUAGAUGUGCACCACCAGCAGAUAACCGAGUUUGCACAGGGAAACCUGUUGAAUGCAGUGAAUGUGGUGCUGCCUUCACCGACCAGUUGCGUCAUAGUUUAUGUCCCAAAAAGCACACAGGCAUAAAGUGUGAUACAAUCUAGGUGGAAAGCCCUUGAAUAAAACCUGCCAGGUCAGUGUGUGGCUGACAGGCGUAUACUGAGACGCAUAGUGUAAAGCCUGGGAAUAGUAUAAAAAGACAAAUAGAAUAAAGAUCCAGAAAGCCUUUGUGGAAAGAUAGAGCCUGCCUGGUGUCUCACGGGUCCCAUAUCAGCAGUGAGCUCAUAGCUGGUAGAAAUAUAAUGACUGUGGGAAAGUCCUUCCCCAGAGAGAAGACCUCACUAGGUGCCAGACGGUUCCCACAGGAGAGAAACUGUUGGAAGAGCUUUGAAGGCAGUACUGUGGCAGGACUGUCACUGAAGCAUCCUCAGGCUGGGGAAAUCCUACAGAAAAAAAGGACUCUGAGCACACCAACUGUGGAACGUCUUCAGCAAAAUAGCAGCAAACACAUCCAGCGAAUACGCCCUGUGAAAGUGAAUAUUUCAGAGAUUUCUGCCAGAAGUCUAGCCUCAUUCCACACCGUGCACAUUUCAGGACAAUAUACCUUGAAUCAGACUCCUAAUUGAUGUGAUGGUGACUCCUUAAUUCAAAGGAGGUGGUAGAUGGUGCACAUCAGUGGUUAGAACUAUAACCGUGCACCCCCCCUUUUCUGGGGGGCGCAUGAAUCUUUCAUUCCCACCCAGGAUCAGUAUUUGGUUAGCUCCUGUAUUAUUUUGGUUCUAAAUUUAUUCAGUUAAUUUUAGACCACUGAAGUCCUUCAAAAGGAAGCUGAAUACAUUUAAUUCAGUGUUGUACCGUGGCAUAUUUGGAUGCCUUUGACUUUGUAAAUAUCCCCCAAAGGAACAACUACUCGGAACUCCUGAAUAACCUAUCCGUCAAGUUCUUUGCCUAGAAGACAGUUCCCAGCCGGUACACACACCGCUCAGAAAACCUUUCAUUAGCUAUUUCCUUACAUGAUCUACAGAUGCUGACAGUAGUGAACUAAAUAAGAAUCCUUGCUGCCUUUGAAGUGUUUUUUUUUUCUUUUUAAACUGAAUUACAUGCAUAUAGCACUUUGACCUUCUAGCACAUGUAAUCAGAGGAUAGAUACACCUACAUUAGUUGAAAGGGACAUAAGGUAAAAGGUACAAAGUAUCAUGGUAAUUUCUUGCUGGAGGGGCAUGUUAUUAUUUGGACAGGGAUGGGGAAAAGAUUCAGUUGGUUUUACAUGUGUAAAAUAGGAUGUGGAUACUUUGUUAAAAGAUACUAUCUUUCUACCUGGAUUAUAAAUCCCUACCCAGAUAGUUUAUAGAUUUUCGCAUAUU